Molecule: messenger RNA, 1725 nt
Organism: Pimephales promelas (fathead minnow)
Lineage: Eukaryota; Metazoa; Chordata; Actinopteri; Cypriniformes; Leuciscidae
Source: RefSeq, a predicted model, not a curated record
AUUGUUGAGCUGUUGUGGGUUUGUGUUUCUGUAUUCAGUAAAAUGGCAGAAGCCAGAAUUUCUCAGGAUGAGUUCAUGUGUUCAGUGUGUCUGGAUCUCCUGAAGGAUCCAGUGACUAUCCAGUGUGGACACAGUUACUGUAAGAUCUGUAUUACAGACUGCUGGGAUCAGGAGGAUGAGAAGAGCGUCUACAGCUGCCCUCAGUGCAGACAGACCUUCAGUCCAAGACCUGCUUUAGCUAAAAACACCAUUCUGGCUGAACUGGUGGAGAAACUGAAGAAGACUCAACUUCCUGCUGACUGUUACGCUGGAGCUGGAGACGUGGAGUGUGACGUCUGUACUGGAAGAAAACACAAAGCCGUCAAGUCCUGUCUGGUGUGUCAGGAGUCUUACUGUCAAACUCAUUUUGACCGUCAUGAGGAAUUUCCCUCUCGUAAACCACACAAAGUGAUUGAUGCCACUGGACGACUGCAGGACAUGAUCUGCCGUAAACAUGAUAAAGAGCUAGAAAUGUUCUGUAUCACUGAUCAACAGUGCAUCUGUGUGUGGUGUAAAGAGAGUGAACAUAAAAACCACAACACUGUAUCAACUGCAGCACAGAGGACAGAGAAACAGAAACAGCUGAAGGAGACGCAGAUGAAGAUCCGUCAGAGAAUCCAGCAGAGACAGAAAGAUCUUCAUCAGCUGAGAGAGGAUGUGGAGUCUCAUAAGCGCUCUGCACACACAGCAGUGGAGGACAGUGAGAAGAUCUUCACUGAGAUCAUCCGCUCCAUUGAGAGAAGCCGCUCUGAGGUGACACAGCGGAUCAGAGAUCAGGAAAAGACUGCAGUGAGUCGAGCUGAAGGACGACUGGAGCGACUGGAGCAGGAGAUCAAUGAUCUGAGGAGGAGAGACGCUGAGCUGGAGCAGCUUUCACACACACAAGAUCACAUCCAGUUCCUGCAGAGUUUCCAGUCUCUCUCAGCUCCUCCUGAAUCUACAGACGAACCCGACGUUCCCUUCGGUUCUCUCUCCUCUUUUGAUGGCGUGAGAGAAUCUGUCCGUCAGCUGAGAGACAAACUGGAGGAUUUCUGCAAAGAGGAGAUCAAGAAGAUCUCAGACGGAGUCACUUUCACCAACAUGAAUCCCAAGACCAGGAACGACUUCCUACAAUAUUCCCAUCAGCUCACUCUGGAUCUGAACACAGUGAAUAAAUACAUCAGUCUGUCUGAGAGGAACAGAGUUAUUACUUACACUGACACACAGCAGUCGUAUCCUGAUCAUCCAGACAGAUUUGAUUAUUAUCCUCAGGUGUUGUGUAGAGAGAGUGUGUGUGGACGCUGUUACUGGGAGAUUGAGUGGAGUGGGAAUUAUGGUGUGUUUAUAUCAGUGUCAUAUAAGAGCAUCAGCAGGAAGGGACGGGGUCAUGAGUGUCUGUUUGGAUAUAAUGAUCAGUCCUGGAGUUUGCUCUGCUCUUCCUCCAGAUACACAUUCUGGCACAAUAAGAUACGCACUCGUCUCCCUGUAAAGUCCAUCAGCAGAAGAAUAGGAGUGUGUGUGGAUCACAGUGCAGGAACUCUGUCCUUCUACAGCGUCUCUGACACAAUGAGCCUCAUCCACACAGUCCAGACCACAUUCACUCAGCCGCUCUAUCCUGGGUUUGGGGUUUAUUCUGGAUCAUCAGUGAAACUGUGUUGAUGUUUCAGAACAGAUAUAGAGAGAUUUUACCCAUAAUACUUUGAGCCG